Manihot esculenta (cassava) is the source of this 1164-nucleotide messenger RNA. RefSeq names its product RNA-binding protein 2. The transcript is spliced from 6 exons. Gene Ontology annotation, molecular function: mRNA binding. NCBI's taxonomy places the organism in Eukaryota, Viridiplantae, Streptophyta, Magnoliopsida, Malpighiales, Euphorbiaceae. The record is from RefSeq and is a predicted model, not a curated record. Bases 119 to 847 code for a protein of 242 amino acids.
AACUAUUUUGAACUUUGUGGGAGAACUGAAGAGAAGUGGACCUUGCUCAGUUGUUCAUCGGCGUAGGCUUAACCAGAAGCAAAGAAGAGCGAGGGGCUUCAAACCUGUAAAAACCACAAUGGCAGAUCCUUACUAUAGAUACGGAUACGGUGCUCUCGCAGAUACAGAUGUCUUGGUUGUUACAGGUAUGCCUAAUUUUCCUGGCUACUUCUCAUCCGAAGUACCAUCUUUGGCAUCCCGUCAUAUUCCAUGCUCUAAUGAGUUGCGAGAUGGUGCUGUAGAUUUUCCACAUAGGGAGGUAAAUCCAUCACAGCCUGGGUCAUAUGGCUUGGACAAUGUUUUGGGUAUUGGGGUUCAUUCUGAACCUGUUAUUGGUGGAGCAAUAGCAGGAGCCAGCGGAAAGGGCUACCCAUCUCCUCUAGAGGAUCCAAACUUACCAAGCCAAAGACGGGAUGCAUCAGUUAAUAUCACUUCAGCCAUUCCUGACAAGACCAAUGACAGGCCCAGUUCCUUGAGAAAUGUUGAUGGUCCUUUAGCCCCAAGGGCGGAGUCAAACAUUCUGUUUGUUGAUGGGCUCCCUACCAAUAGCACUAGAAGAGAAGUAGGACAUCUUUUCCGUCCAUUUAUUGGCUACAAAGACAUCAAAGUUAUUCACAAGGAGCCCAGAUGUAGUGGAGAUAGGGCUACUGUCUUGUGCUUUGUGGAGUUCAUUGAUGCAAAGUGUGCUGUCACUGCUAUGGAAGCUCUUCAAGGGUACAAGUUUGACGAUAAAAAACCUGACUCCCCUGUCUUGAGGAUCCACUUUGCAAACUUCCCUUUUCGUCUUCCAGCUGAACGGGAUGGAUAAUCACUGCACCCGAUGUUAAUCACUGAGUUUGUUAGUGUAGUGAGAGUACAAUUGGUUGCCUUGUAUUUGAUAUGAUGCAAAAAGAUGUAGGUCUUCCAUAUCUGAAUUACAAAGAUAGGCUGCUACUGCUGUAUAUGCAAUUUCUAUGUGAUUAGUACAGCAUCCAGGGAAAAGCUUGUUUCUGUGGGCGCCUACACUCUUCUUUGUAGUAUUUGAAGGUCCAAUUUGUGAUGAAAUGGACCUUAACCUUUGCCAUGUUACUUAAAUUAAUUUUGAUGAAUUAAUUUUUGAGGUAUAGUCGAUGUUCCCAGUUGCCA